AUGACGACCACCACCACUGGCUCCGAUCUCUGCUUACCCUCUUCUCCGUCUCUUCACGAAGAGAAAGCUCGCCGCAAGAAGCGUUCGAAACCGAUUAGGAUCGAUGGAAUGAUGGAGCUGAGUUCGAGCGGCGUGGUUUCGAAGCCGAAACACGCGAAGAAACCAGACCCAAGUGCUCCCAAGAUCACGCGGCCCUGCAGCGAGUGCGGCAAGAAGUUCUGGUCGUGGAAGGCCUUGUUCGGGCACAUGCGGUGCCACCCGGAACGACAGUGGCGUGGGAUUAAUCCCCCGCCGAAUCUGCGCAGACCCGUAGCGCUAGCGCUUAGUAGUUUCGAUGGUCUGGUGAUGAUGAGUCAAGAGGAUCACGAAGUUGCAGCGUGUUUGUUGAUGAUGGCCAAUGGGGGCAAUGAGAAUGAGGGUAAGAGCAAGAGUGUUGCUGACAGUUAUCAUCAAGAGAUUCCAGAUUCAGAAGGUUUAUUUCGAGAGGAGGCGGCUGAGGAGGCGAGUUUCAGGUUUGAGUGUUCGAGUUGUAAGAAGGUGUUUGGGUCGCACCAGGCUUUAGGAGGGCACAGGGCCAGCCACAAGAAUGUGAAAGGGUGCUUCGCUAUAACGAGGAGUGAUGGUGAUCAGGUUGAGGAUCACAGCGGUGCUGAUGAGAGGGAUAGCGUGGAGGACAAGGUGUUGAUGGUUUUGGGAUCAGGGCAUAAAUGCAGUAUUUGUUUGAGGGUGUUUUCUAGUGGGCAAGCUUUGGGUGGGCAUAAGAGGUGCCACUGGGAGAAAGGGGAUGACCCAUCAAUGCUAAGCCAUCAAGGGCUCAGCCAUUGUGGAACAAAGGAGGGUUUUGGGCUGGACUUGAAUAUGCCUGCCCCAGUGGAAGAUGGCUCCUCCUCUUCUAAUUUUUCUUCAGAAUUGACUUUGGAUUUAAGGUUGGGACUAUAA
Molecule: messenger RNA, 939 nt
Organism: Juglans regia (Persian walnut)
Lineage: Eukaryota; Viridiplantae; Streptophyta; Magnoliopsida; Fagales; Juglandaceae
Product: zinc finger protein ZAT3-like
Exons: 1
Coding region: 1-939 (312 amino acids)
Source: RefSeq, a predicted model, not a curated record